AUGGACGCACGCCAUGUAGAGAUCAAUAUAUUGAAGAAGAAGUUGGUGGAUAUCAAUCCUUUGGUUGAUCUGUCGGCUGAGGGAGACGAAGACCCUUUAUCAAAUGGUUAUGGAUUGCUAUUGGAUCCGGAUCAAGACCCUGAGAAGCUCAAGAAUGCAUUGCCACUGCUUCGAAAGUUCAACAGACACACAUGUACUUGGUGCAAUGGAUCAGCAUUACCAAAUGAGAAGGAUAGAGAUCAGGAGUUUGAGAAGAUAUUGAAGAACAAUCAAAAGAUAUUACAUGAUCAUGCUAUCUUGCAAGACUUGGAACAAACAAUACCUCAGGACUUGCCCAAGCUCAAGAUCCAGGAUCAGAGGAGAUACUUUGAAGGCCAUUCAAAUGAGCGUAACAUGGAUCAUGAAGAGGUAUGA
Messenger RNA from Acytostelium subglobosum LB1, 414 nucleotides. RefSeq lists its product as hypothetical. Lineage: Eukaryota; Evosea; Eumycetozoa; Acytosteliales; Acytosteliaceae. The transcript has 2 exons. The coding region runs from base 1 to 414 and encodes 137 amino acids. The record is from RefSeq and is a predicted model, not a curated record.